Messenger RNA from Schistosoma curassoni, 517 nucleotides. The record is from the annotation of a GenBank genome assembly. NCBI's taxonomy places the organism in Eukaryota, Metazoa, Platyhelminthes, Trematoda, Strigeidida, Schistosomatidae.
CGUUUACCAAAAUGAAGGUGAUUAAUGUUUGGUUACUGUUCAUCAUUACCAUUGUGUUCAUAGUUCUCGUUCAUUCUGAUGAUCAUUCGUUCAAAUUACCAGAAUCGGAACCUUUAGUCUACCACAGAAAAUGCUACAAAAUAGUGCAAACUAGUGAACAAGUUAUCACAAAACAAAUGCUGUCUGAUCAGGCAGCCACUGAACAUACAAAUACAGAUGAAAUGACUACUGAGAAUACAAACGAUGAAAAAAGUGUGAAAGAAGAGACGGCCAAUGAACAACUGAACACAACAGAGUCGACUCCUGAACAAACGACCAAAGAGGGAGAAACCACUGAGAAAACGACUACUGCAGAAGAUCAAUAUGAUUAUGAGUUCGGGGAACCUGAUGUGAACUAAUUCAUAGAUGUGUCAGCUGUUUAAAUGGGAGAUAUUGCAAACGAAAAAAACACAUAUGAUCGUUGAUUGUCUGUAAUCUAUUUUGCUUUACUUUAUGAUUUUAAUAUAUAACUUUAAAA